AUGACUGUCUCACUGAAUGCUGAUCUUGUAAUAAGUCAUUGCCAUUCACCACAGGAUGAAGAUGAUGACCAUGACCAUGAACAUGAUGACGACCAUGACCAGAUGGAUGGGCUUCGAGGGACCAUCGCCUCGUCGCUUGGCAGUCCCAACGGCCCACCCCCUUUAACGCCCAUUUCGCAGGCUCGACAGUGUCAGCUGUGCCUCGUGACGUUGGCAAAUGCAAACCUCUUGCGCCGUCAUGUUGAGGACCACCACUUUCACAUACGUAAAUACGACUGUGUGCACUGUGGAAAAAAGUUCAAAAGAAAAGAGCACAGGGAAAGACACGAGCGAAUACACACAGGAGAAAAACCCUUUGUUUGUCACAUUUGCAAUGCGAGAUUUACUCAGAAGGAGCACCUAAAGGGCCAUGUGGAGAAUGUCCACCACAAGCACGGUGAGAAAGGGAUGGACGACCUUGACCCUCUGGAGGAUCGAGAAGACCGUGACGAUGAGGAGAUGGAUAUCCCCCCCUCAUGCUCCUCGCCUCCUCCUUCCUCAUCGACCUCAUCACCCACCCUCGCACCUGUGUCUUCCCUUAUCUCCCUGGCAUCGAGUGCCUCCCCGCUUACCUCAAUUCUCCCAGCCUCAUCGCUGGUCUCAUCCGCUGGGCUGUCCACCUCGACAUCCCUGGCCAAUGAUCUCAACAUGAACCAGUUCACAGCCCUAUAUGCGCCAGUGACGCGGAAGACUGUGAACUCGCCAAACAAACACAUGCAGACCAUUACCAUUAAUUUUAACUAGUGCCAAUUAGCUAAGUGCCUUUGGGUAUGUGCUUUUUAUAAUUGAGAUUCAUACAUUCCCCCCUCCACUGCCAUUAUAAUUUUGUUUAAUUUUAUUCUAUUUUUUGUAUGAAAAAAUCAUUUCAUUUUCAGUGUUAGUGCUGUAGUAUAAGAUUUUUUCACUGCAUUCCUCAAAAUGAUUCAAGCUUGUUUCUUCUCUUUUUUCUCUCUCCUCUCUUUCUUUCUUAUAGUGGAGAAGACAGUGAGAGUUGUAUUCUAUCAUUAACAAAUGUUACCAUAAAGCCACCAAAAAUUAGUUUAUCUCCAGUGAAUGACACACUACAUAUGUAAAUCUUUAUAUACGUUCUAUCAUUGAGAGUGCUAGAGGGCCUGUUUUUUGCUGAAGUAAGGGAUGAUGGCAUUAAGGUCUUUCACUAAA
Molecule: messenger RNA, 1200 nt
Organism: Penaeus vannamei (Pacific white shrimp)
Lineage: Eukaryota; Metazoa; Arthropoda; Malacostraca; Decapoda; Penaeidae
Source: RefSeq, a predicted model, not a curated record